Messenger RNA from Oncorhynchus nerka (sockeye salmon), 3391 nucleotides. It is a transcript of the gene thap7, whose product is annotated as THAP domain containing 7. The record is from RefSeq and is a predicted model, not a curated record. The transcript has 8 exons. Gene Ontology annotation, biological process: regulation of DNA-templated transcription. The coding region runs from base 276 to 2534 and encodes 752 amino acids. Lineage: Eukaryota; Metazoa; Chordata; Actinopteri; Salmoniformes; Salmonidae. Gene Ontology annotation, cellular component: nucleus.
AGGCCGAUAUAUGACUGCGUGUAGAUUCGCUGCCUCCUGAAGUUUACAGUUCCAAUGCAUCGGGUUAGACAGUGCACUUUAAUUUCCCCCACAGCUUUCCCUGACUGACACGGAAGGUGGAAUCCAGUUACAUGUUUUUUCCUUGAGUGGGAGGAUUUAGGAAUCUUGCCAAUAUGUGACUGAAGCAAUGGAACGCUGAGCAAGAAAAGUAACAAUUACUGAACGUCGCAGUGAGAAAACUUUACUUUGAAAAAGGACAGCGCAACACGAUCCAAAUGGCAGAACAGCACUCAGACCUGGAAAAUGCCAUCAACACUUUGGUCACAGAGUUCCAUGCCGCUGCGGCCAAUAAUGGUCCCACGCUCCAAGCCCAAGAGUUCAGAGGCCUCCUAUCCUCCCAGCUGCCCAACUUAGUUACGGCCAGGACCCAAACUGCGUUCCAUAGAAUUCUACUGUCUGAAAAGCUUGCCAGCUAUCCUGCUCAGAUGCCUAGACACUGCUCUGCAGGUGGAUGCAAAUCCCGUGACACCAGGGAAAAUCGUAAGGCUGGCAUUACCUUUCACAGGUUGCCAAAGCGUGGAACACCACGCCGGGACCUAUGGAUCAUCAACUCGCACCGCAAGGGCCCACAAGGCCAGGGGCCAUGGGACCCCCAGAGCAACUUCAUCUAUUUCUGCUCCAAGCACUUCACCCCAGAGAGUUUUGAACUCUCAGGUGUCAGCGGGUACCGAAGGCUCAAGGACGAUGCAUUGCCCACAGUCUUCGAAAUGGUCAUGCAGCCAGGAGGAAGAGGAGGGGGGGAAACUCCUAGAGGAAAGGGAAAACAGAAUGUCAUAAGCCUACAGACCAGGAGGUCCCGCUCUCUGAAAGUAGAACAAAACAGCCAGAAUGGCGCACAACAAGAAAUUGAAGCGAAAAAUAUAGUUGGUGGAGAACAAGUUCAGGACUCUGAGACACCCAAUGGGGAACCUAAUAACCGGAUAGAGCCCCUCCCUUCCCCCCUGGGAACGUCUGCACCGACUGUUGAAACACCACAGGGUUCCCCUCAACAACCAUCAGGCUCUUCACCCGGAGACCCACCUGGCUCUCCAUGCUCUCCCCGUCCUCAUUCCCCAUCGCGAUACAUGCUGCGCCUACCCCCACCUCCUGGCUUCUACCUGCCCAAGGAACACAACUAUGCUCAGCAUUGCCCCCUGGUGUGGCGGAAGCGUUACGACAGGGCCAUCGACAGCCUGGAGAAGUCCCUGCGUCUGCUUAGUGCGGCCAGGCGGAGGGAGAACCGGCUGCGGCAUGCGCUCCUGCGCCUCAGAGAGAAUCGUCUGAAACACACCCUGCUUCGCUCCCGGGAUGGAGCUAAGGGCAGGGGAGGUCGAAUUCAGGGGUUGGAGAGGAGAGGACAUGGAGAUAAGGCAGGAGGUGCCAGCCUGGCAGAGCCAGAAGAGACUGAGAUGGAUGGAGUGCCAGAGGACAUGGGGCUAUUUGAAGACGGACCUGGGGAACCGAUUGACUGGGGUGGGCGGGUCCGUACUACAGAGACUAAAGCUGGGUUGGAAGAGGAGGGGGGUUACUGCUUCUACUGUGGAAGAGGGCGAGAGGAUGAUGGAGUUAAAGUGUCCAGGGGAAGCUCUCAGAUAAGGAAAGGUGGACAGGGAACUAUGGAUGAUGGCUCUUGGAGCUCUCAGGUUGAUGAGGGGGACAGAGAUUGUCGAAGAGGAAGACGAAUUCUAAAGAAGGCUCGAGUUCGAAAGGUUGGAGAGGCCACAACAUAUGCAGGAGCGCCACAGGAAAGCUAUGAAAGCUACUACUAUCACUGUGGCGCAUCUGAGAGUGGUGAAGAUGUGCAGGUAGUCAUGGUGGAGCUGCCACCUGAGAAAGGGGUGAAAGCUGCCGUGGAACUUCACUGCAACCCUCAGCUGUCCAUCCCCCUGUUGCAAACACAAUCACCGGUGGGCCUUCAGCAGAUGCAGCACUCAGGCAGAGCAGCACUGCAGGAUACCCACAGCCGGGUUCAAUUCCUGCAGCCUUGCCCAGCCUCCCAGCAAGGGUUACUCGUCACAGACCUGAACUCAAUAGAAGCAGAGCCAGUGGACAGCCAGCAGCAGCUGGAGGAGCCGGUGUUCUGGAUGCAGGAGGGCCAACUGCUCUUAGUGCCUGUGCCCUCUGAAGACUGGCUGAAGGGCACAGUUGGGAUGGAGGGAGAGGCAGAAGAGGUGGGAGCACAAACCAUAUUAGUGUCAGAGUUGGGAUAUCCUAGAGACUUGGUGGAGGAGAAAAAGGGGCUGUGCUUGGAGGGUGGGGGUACAGGGCUGAGGGAAAAGGGGCUGUGCUUGGAGGGUGGGGGUACAGGGCUGAGGGAAAAGGGGCUGUGCUUGGAGGGUGGGGGUACAGGGCUGAGGGUUAUAUUGCCCACUGAUGGACAGGGAGGCCACCACUCAGACAUCAGGACUACUGUGGUGAGCGGUGACGUGAGGGAGCGGUUGAAAGAACACUUGGAGGGGUUUCAGCUCCAGCUUAGCAGUGAGUUUAUUGACUGAAGGCUGUAUCAUAUUUAAGGGCCAAAGCCUUCAUGUAGAGAGUGCAAAGGUGUCCGCACACUGUUGUUUUAUAUACAUCAGCGAAGAUGGUGGAAUGUUAACUUAUAACUUAAAUUAGGUUGGAAAGUCAAGAGAACCAUUUAGCAGGACAAAUCAGUCAGUCAUAUUCUUACCAGCUUGUUAGCCCAAAAUGCUUCAUAAAAAUACAAAAACAUUCCAUUUACUCACUUCACGCAGGCUUGUGUAGUAGAGCAGUGGUUCCCAAACUGGGGGGUGCGCCGAGAGGUCUGUAGAGGGCACAUGGUGCAAUUUCGAAAUUGGGUUGUGCAUCAUCAGUUCCUCUUGUCAUGUCAGUCAUUGCAUAUCUUCGAGAGCUAUUUAUAACUUGUUAGAAAUCAACUCGCCCAUGUCAGCUAACUUUCUUUUUUUUAAGCUAGGUUUUUUUAGCCUAUAGAUUCUGUUGUAAUGUUUGAGUCACUCAAAUAUCACAUGAAUAAACAUUAGACAUGGCAAACUGUAGAAUUUCAAGAAAAUUUGCUUUAAACCUGCAAAAUGUUCUCUAAGCCAACAAGAGGGGUGUGAACAGUUUGCGUCAUGAACAGUGCUUGUGCCCAUAAAAAUAGACAUGGUGCACGCAUGCGCAGGGGGUGCGCGUGAUGUUCCCCAAUGCAGGAAGGGGGGCCCCUUGUGAAAACGUUUGGGAACCCCUGUAGUAGAGCAUACAAAGUGUAAUUGAAAACAUUUCACAGCAUACAUCACAUAAUUAACACAAUACAUUGUAAAUCACGCUGUUACACUUGUCAUUGCCUGUACAUACAAUUAUUACAGUAUUAAUAAAAUAACGUAUAAUAAUUUCA